AUGAAAGCACCACUUCUGCUUCAUUUACUUUUCCAAGGUGUUCUGCUCUAUGAUGCUUUGGGAUGGGAAGUGAGAAUGCCAAAAGAUAUUCACGGCCUCCAAGGUUCCUGUCUGGUUAUACCAUGUUCUUUCAGCUACACAUCAUACCCACCCAAAAACCCACAUAGAGUUGUGUGGUACCAGUGGGUCUCUAAUGGUUAUCCUUUAGUUUACGAUCCUUUGCAUGCAAACAAUGUCAUUAAGAAGUUUAGAUGGAAAACUGAUUUAUAUGACCCAUCAAGUGGGAAAUGCAGCUUGUUGAUUAAAAACGUGGAACUGUCCCACCAUGGAGAGAAAAUAUAUGCAUGGAUUGACCCUGAAAAUGUUGGAUGGCGCACCUACAAAUUUUAUGAUGUCACUUCUAUAAUCUUAGUCGAAGCACAUCCACAGCAGCCCAGCAUCAAAAUUUAUGGAGGUGAAAGGACAGGUGACAAAGUCACAGUAGUAUGUUCAACUUUUCACACGUGUCCAUACAGCAAACCAAACAUCACUCUGAAUGGUAUAGAAGGAUCUGAUGAAAUAGACAGUGAGUCUAUUAAAGAUGGCCUGUGGAAAAUCACUCUGACAUGCACAGGUGUCGCAAAGGCAGAAAAUUCAACUAUUGAGUGUUCAGUAACACAUCAUGGUGGUAUAACAGUGACAGCUACAAAAGACAAAAGUGCAGCAUGUGAGUAA
Molecule: messenger RNA, 714 nt
Organism: Labeo rohita (rohu)
Lineage: Eukaryota; Metazoa; Chordata; Actinopteri; Cypriniformes; Cyprinidae
Product: sialoadhesin
Exons: 3
Coding region: 1-714 (237 amino acids)
Source: RefSeq, a predicted model, not a curated record